This is a messenger RNA of Hippocampus comes (tiger tail seahorse), 2325 nucleotides long. It is a transcript of the gene abcf3, whose product is annotated as ATP-binding cassette, sub-family F (GCN20), member 3. The coding region runs from base 99 to 2237 and encodes 712 amino acids. Lineage: Eukaryota; Metazoa; Chordata; Actinopteri; Syngnathiformes; Syngnathidae. The transcript is spliced from 21 exons. Gene Ontology annotation, molecular function: ATP binding; ATP hydrolysis activity. The record is from RefSeq and is a predicted model, not a curated record.
AAAGACUUCAACUCCCGCGAUUCUACGCGGUCUCGUCACUUUGACGCCUGACGCAUGCGCGCGCGGCGGUCGGCUGCGUCGGUGUGUGUGUGACCAUCAUGGCGGCGGCCUAUGUGGAGAUCUUGAGGAGCGAGUUUCCAGACAUCGACUCGGAGUUGUUCGACUACAUCACGGGCGUGCUGGACGGCUGCGGGGCCGACUUCGAGGAUGGCGAGGAGGUGUUUGAGGCGGUGGGCGGCGUCCUGCAGGAAGUGUCGGCCGACACGAAAAACGAGGACGACGUCCGAGGCAUCUGCUUGAGGAUGUUCAACACGCUGCGGCUGAGCGGCUGUCCCGCCUCGCAGCGUCAAGUGUUGCUGGACGCGCCGGUGCAGCUUUCCCAGAUGUCGCCGGACACGACCUUGGCCAACGACGACGUUCAGGGCAUCUGGAUGAUGAAGCGUCCUCAGAACACGAUGGUGGACACCAAGAAGCUGGAGAAGGCUGAGGCCAAGCUGAAAGCCAAACACGAGCGACGCAACGAGAAGGACUCGCACAAGGCGCCCGGUCCGCUUGUCCUGGAGGAAGCCUCGGCCAGUCAGGCCAGCAGUAAAAAAGAAGGACGAGCCGACCAGGCGGGAAAGAACCGCAGCUACGACAUCCGAAUUGAGAACUUCGACGUGUCCUUUGGAGAGAGGUGUCUUCUUCAGGGCGCCGAGCUGGCGCUGGCGGCGGGGCGGCGCUACGGCCUGGUGGGCCGCAACGGCUUGGGAAAGACCACUCUGCUGAAGAUGUUGGCCGGCCGCAGCCUGCGCGUCCCCCCUCACAUCUCCAUCCUCCACGUGGAGCAGGAAGUGGCGGGCGACCACACCACGGCGCUGCAGAGCGUCCUGGAGAGCGACACGCUCAGGGAGGGCCUGCUUCGAGAAGAAGCGCGCCUCAACGCCCGCAUGGCCAACGGAACGGCCGAGGGGAUGGAGAGCAUCCGUCUGUCUGAAAUUUACUGCAAGCUGGAGGAGAUCGAGGCCGACAAAGCCCCCGCCCGAGCCUCCAUCAUCUUGGCCGGUCUUGGGUUUUCUCCCAAAAUGCAGCAGCAGCCCACCAAAGAAUUUUCAGGAGGCUGGAGGAUGCGGCUGGCAUUAGCAAGAGCUCUCUUUGCUCGGCCUGACCUGCUGCUACUCGAUGAGCCGACCAACAUGUUGGACGUGAGCGCCAUCCUGUGGCUGGAGAACUACCUGCAGACGUGGCAGUCCACCAUCCUGGUGGUGUCCCACGACCGCAACUUCCUGAACGCGGUGGUGACCGACAUCGUACACCUGCACUCGCGCAGGCUGGACAGUUACCGUGGCGACUACGAGAACUUUGUCAAGACCAAAGACGAUCGACUCAAGAACCAACAGCGAGAGUACGAGGCGCAGCUGCAGUACAGGCAACAUAUACAGGUGUUCAUCGACAGGUUUCGCUACAACGCCAACCGAGCGGCUCAAGUGCAGAGCAAACUCAAAGUGCUGGAACGAUUGCCCGCACUGAAGCCCAUCGAAAAAGAAGCCGAAGUGACGUUAAGGUUUCCGGACAAUUUUGAGAAGUUGUCUCCUCCCAUCCUGCAGUUAGACGAGGUGGAGUUCUACUACACGCCCGACCAGCGCCUCUUCUCUGGACUCAACCUGUCCGCCGACCUGGAGUCUCGCGUCUGCAUGGUGGGCCAAAACGGCGCCGGGAAGAGCACGGUCCUCAAGCUUCUGAUGGGCGAGCUGACGCCCAUCAGCGGAGUCCGCCAAGCUCACAGGAAUCUGAAGAUCGGCUACUUCAGUCAGCACCACGUGGACCAGCUGGAUCUGAACGUUUGCUCCGUGGAGCUGCUCCUCAACAAGUUCCCCGGUCGGACGGAGGAGGAGUACCGCCACCAGCUGGGGGGUUACGGUAUCACGGGAGAGCUGGCCACCAGGCCCGUGGCCAGCCUGUCGGGGGGCCAGAAGAGUCGGGUGGCCUUCGCCCAGAUGACCAUGCCCUGCCCCAACUUCUACAUCCUGGACGAGCCCACCAACCACCUGGACAUGGAGACCAUCGAGGCGCUCGCCACCGCGCUCAACAAGUUCAAAGGCGGCGUGAUCCUGGUGUCGCACGACGAGCGUCUGAUCCGCCUGGUGUGCAAAGAGCUGUGGGUGUGCGAGGGCGGCCGAGUGUGUCGCCUGGACGGCGGCUUCGACCAAUACCGGGACGCCCUGCACGAGCAGUUCAAGAGGGAGGGCUACCUGUGAAGUAGCCGCCACCCCCACCUCAUCGUUUUAGUGCACAGAUGCUCUAUUUACUAAGAAAAUAAAACCUCACACAUUGUGAGCCACUUCA